This is a messenger RNA of Trichomonas vaginalis G3, 1473 nucleotides long. RefSeq names its product Rab guanyl-nucleotide exchange factor protein. Lineage: Eukaryota; Parabasalia; Trichomonadida; Trichomonadidae. The record is from RefSeq and is a predicted model, not a curated record. Bases 1 to 1473 code for a protein of 490 amino acids. The transcript has a single exon.
AUGAAGGCAUUUGGAAAGAAGUUCCGAACAACAUAUGUGCGUUCAGAUGAUGCUGAGCAGAUAACGGCCUAUCAUUCAGAAGUUUUUCAGCAUUUAUUUGAUUCUCUUUUUGUUGCCGGUUCAUAUCCAUGGGAGAGUGAUACCGAGCCAAAGAUACUAUUCCAACUUCCAGAUAAAGGUGAUGUGGCAAAAUCUUUCUUACCGUUCCUCUUUCCUUCGCCUCAGAAGAGAACACACUUAGAUAUUACAGACUAUUCAAUGGGUUUGAACUAUCUUUUUUAUACAGAAGCAGGAGAUAACUAUUCUUUCGAAUCUUUAUAUUUUCCACAAAACACAGACUGUCCAUAUUUAUUUGUUAUGAGAUAUGAUGUCACUCCACUUACCAUGCCUACAUUUGCACACGAACUUGACUUCAAAGAUUUACUUCUUUCAUGCAAUCCAGAAUGUUUUCCAAAAGCACAAAUUUGCAUUUGUGUUCGAACUAAGUUCCCAUACUAUACACUAUUCAAAUCAUUCUUCGAAUGGAUCAUUCAAGCUGAAAAUGUCGGCCGUAUUGAAAUUCUUCCGAAGAUUGAUGGUUAUCUUAGCAACAAAUCAUAUGAUUUCUCAACAGAAAUACGAACAGAAGAAAAUGGCGGUUCGCUUCUUGUUGGCGAAAGAGUAUGGCCAGAUAAUCAACGUCAAAUCAUGAAAGAUAGCCUUAUUUUCUUCUUAAUUACCAUGCCACCAGAACGAAAUGCGACAAUAGAAUACGAUUCACCACCAUUACCCUUGUUUAAAUGGACACGUCCCGAUGUAGAAAAAUCAUAUCGAAACUUGGCUAUCCAUUGCAUGCACGAUGUUGCUAAAUACAUUACCCCUGAUAUCCUUAUACUCAUUUACUCAGCAUUAUGCUUAGAAAGAACAAUUAUUAUAUAUCAUCCCACAAUUUCCAUUGUUUGCAACUUUGUUAUGGCCUGUCAUUUCAUUUUACGUCCAUUCCGAUGGGCAGGCAGUUCCAUUGCCCCUCUUCCUAAGUCAUUAAACGAUUUUUUGAAUUCGCCAACUCCAAUUAUCAUUGGGAUCAUUGAUCCGCUUGAAGAAAUACAAGAUAACAACGCAUAUCUUAAUUUACAGUCGAAGAAGUUCAAAGUUUCCGAGAAAUUACCUUUAAUUUCAGGUCACGACGAACUGAAGUCGAAACUUUCAGAACACUGGGCAAAAGCAAGUGAAGGAGAUGAAGAAUCAUUGUCAUCUUUACUUGAUGACAUCGAACAAAACUGUACACAGAUCUACAACAAUCUAAAAGCGAGCAUUGUUGCAUGUCUUUCAUCAAAUGAGAAGACGAAAAGUACUUUUGUUGAAGAACUGUUUUUGGAACGAUUCCAAACAAAAGAUCGUCCAUUUAUGAAGCAAAUGAUUGACUCACAAAUGUUCAGAAUUGCUGCUGAACAAGAAUGCAAACUUAAGUCUGAUUCACAUACUUUUGCUUAA